Molecule: messenger RNA, 1956 nt
Organism: Eruca vesicaria subsp. sativa (arugula)
Lineage: Eukaryota; Viridiplantae; Streptophyta; Magnoliopsida; Brassicales; Brassicaceae
Source: the annotation of a GenBank genome assembly
AUGCCGAUCCCUUAUCGCAAGUCUAAAAACUCAGUCACUCGUUUUCGUUUCCCCGAGGAAGAGAAACGUAUCGUCUCGCAACUCACUACCACCAGCUCGAACGAUAGAGAAUCCUCCUACUUCCUCAUCUCCAAAACGUGGUACACAAGCUGGGAGAGAUACGUUGAGCAGCCUUCGGGAGGAGGAGGAGGAGCAGCUCCAAGGCCUGGACCGAUUGAUAACAAUGAUAUCAUCGAUACUCGCAGGUUACUUGUUGAAGACGAAGAUUACAUUCUUGUCCCUCAACGUGUUUGGAACACUCUUCUUGAAUGGUAUAGUGGAGGUCCUCCAAUACCAAGAACCGUGAUCUACCUUUUCUUGUACGAUGCAAGAGAUAACGAUGUAACUGAGAUACGGGUUGCUAAACAGGCCACUACAGGGGAGCUUUUUAACAAGGUUUGUGCUACGAAAGGUGUAUCUCAUGAAAAGGCUCGUAUCUGGGAUUACUUCAAUAUGACGAAAGGCAAACGCUUGUAUCCUUCAUCUAACAAGAGCCUUGAAGAGUUAGGUAUUCACGCGGAGGAAGAUAUUCUUCUUGAAGUUGAUGGGAGCUCGGAAGUAAAUGAUGAGCUACCUCUGGAAGAAGAGCCUUCUGGAUCUGGCGUUUCUUUGAGUAGUAGUACUAGUCCUGGAAAAGGAUUAGCAGGACUGGUCAAUAUGGGAAACACCUGCUACAUGAACAGUGCUCUUCAGUGUUUGGCACACACACCUCCCAUACUUGAACACUUCUUGCGAGAUCACAGUAAAGACGAGCUUGCUAAGGCGUUUGGUGAGCUCUUGAAGGAGUUAUGGUCGUCAGGAAGAAAUGCAGUUGAACCACGAGUUUUCAAGACAAAACUUGAUAAAGUUGCUCCACAGUUUAGUGGUCACAAUCAACACGAUUCUCAUGAACUUCUUAUGUCCUUAUUAGUUAGGCUGCAUGAAGUCUCUGACAUAGUUAACGUCUGCCAAGGUCAAUGCAAGUCAAGUCUGGUUUGUCCAGUGUGUGGGAAAGCAGGAAGCACUUAUGAGUCCUUCACGUGCUUGUCUUUACCUCUGCCUUCAACACUUAACCGGACAAUAUCAGUUACUGUGUUUUAUGGCGAAGGAGGUCAUCUUCCGAUACGAUACACUGUAACAGUGCCUAGGAGUGGAUCAUGUAGUGAUCUUAUUGCUGCGUUAAGUACUGCUUGUUCCUUAACCGAUGAUGAAAGCCUUUUACUUGCAAUGGUAUAUGAGAACAAGAUCUUUGGAUAUUUAGAGGAUCCCAUUGAGUCGCUGAGUGUGAUGAAAGAUGAUGUCCAUAUUGCUGCGUAUCGGAUGAAGAAUCAGAUGCAGAAAGAAGCAGGAAAAGCAAAACUUGAAAUGCUUCAUGGAGGGCAGGGAAAAAGACCAAGUUUGUCUGGAGAGAAGACAAGGCAAGAAGAAGUGAUAACUCUGUAUGCUUGUUUGGAGAAAUAUUUAGCAGAAGAACCUCUUGAACUGGAUAACAUGUGGAGUUGUCCGGAAUGCAAAGAGCAGAGGCAAGCUAACAAGAAGUAUGACAUGUGGAAGCUGCCAGAUAUACUAAUGUUCCAGUUAAUACGGUUCAAGAGUAGCAAAUGUUUCACGAAGAAGAUAGAUACGUUUGUGGAUUUCCCAGUUGAGGAUCUGUUAGAGUUGAGCAAGUACGUGAAUAAUGGGAAACGGGAGUCAUACUUGUAUGAGCUGUAUGCAGUGAUCAACCAUCUCGGUGGAAUUGGUGGUGUUGGCCACUACACUACCUACGCUAAGUUGGUUGAUGAUGGCAACAAGUGGUAUCAUUACGACGACAGUGUUGUUAAACCCGUAAACGAAUCUGAGAUCAAAAGCGCAGCAGCCUAUGUUCUGUGCUAUCGUAGAGUUGAAAGUGAAUCAGCUGAGGAUGUGUCGAGGACCGAUGACAUGGAUCAGUCUUAA